Nycticebus coucang (slow loris) is the source of this 2732-nucleotide messenger RNA. RefSeq names its product quinone oxidoreductase PIG3-like. The transcript has 6 exons. The coding region runs from base 87 to 1097 and encodes 336 amino acids. The record is from RefSeq and is a predicted model, not a curated record. Gene Ontology annotation, molecular function: NADPH binding; quinone reductase (NADPH) activity; quinone binding. NCBI's taxonomy places the organism in Eukaryota, Metazoa, Chordata, Mammalia, Primates, Lorisidae.
AUAAAUACUGCCUCGCUGAGCGGGCCUGAACAGGCUGAGGAGGGCAGGCCCCGACAUCCUAGCCUGGGAGAGAGACUCGUGGCAGGAUGGCCACAGAUAAAAUGUUAGCUGUGCACUUUGACAAGCCAGGAGGACCCGAAAACCUCUACGUGAAGGAGGUGGCCAAGCCGAGUCCAGGAGAAGGUGAAGUCCUCCUGCAGGUGGCAGCCAGUGCCCUGAACCGGGCAGACUUACUUCAGAGACAAGGCCAGUAUGCCCCGCCCCCAGGAGCCAGCAGCAUUUUGGGACUGGAAGCAUCUGGACAUGUGGCAGAGCUGGGGCCUGGCUGUCAGGGACACUGGAAGAUGGGAGACUCAGCCAUGGCUCUGCUGCCUGGCGGGGGCCAGGCUCAAUAUGUCACCGUCCCAGAAGGGCUACUCAUGCCUGUCCCAGAGGGACUGUCCCUGCCCCAGGCUGCAGCCAUCCCGGAGGCCUGGCUCACUGCCUUCCAGCUGCUGCACUGUGUGGGAGAAGUGCGCGAAGGGGAGACAGUGCUCAUCCACGCUGGUACAGGCGGUGUGGGCACAGCAGCCAUCCAGCUGACCAGGCUGUUCAAAGCCAUCCCCCUGGUGACCACAAGCUCCCAGGAGAACAUCCAAAUGGCCCAGAGUCUGGGUGCUGCAGUUGGGUUUGAUUAUAAGAAGGAGGACUUCUCUGAGGAGGCUCUGAAGGCCACACAAGGUGUGGGUAUCAACGUGAUCCUGGACUGCAUUGGCGGCUCUUACUGGGAGAAGAACCUCCACUGUUUGGCUGCAGACGGUCGAUGGGUUCUGUAUGGCCUCAUGGGGGGAGCAGAAGUCAAUGGCCCACUGCUUUCCAAGCUGCUGUGUAAGCGAGGAAAUCUGCGGGCCAGUCUGCUGAGGUCCAGGGACAAGAAGUAUAAAGAAACAUUGGUGAAGACUUUCACAGAACAAGUCCUACCCUACUUCUCCCCUGGGAGGGAUGUGCAGCUGCAGCCUAUCGUGGAUAAAGUCUUCACCAUGGCUGAGGUUCAGAAGGCCCACUCGCGCAUGGAGGCCAACCAGAACGUGGGCAAAAUUAUCCUGGAGAUACCCUAACUCAAACAUGGUGUGGCUGAUGGGAGACACUAGCUCUAUGGGAACUGUGGGGGAUAAGGGUAAGGAUAUAGGAGUGUGAGGAGGCCUGGAACUGAACUGAGUUGGGCCAGGGGAUGGGCUAGAGAGAACGGGGGCCAGACUAUCCCAUGAUACUGCUGAGAGAAUUAACUGGGACCAUAGAAAUGCGAGCACUUUGUUAUCUAUGUAAUACUUUGCAGUGGGUAAAGUUCUUUGUAGACCAUAUGUUAAAAAGUACAGAGCAAAUGUACUAUGAUAUACUUUGGGAGAAAUGUUGUUUUUUCCUAGGGCCACAUCCUAGGCCUGUUAGACUAUGGAUUUAGGGGAAGAAACUAGAUUCAUUCUUCCCUCAAAUUCAGGCUAACAUUCUUUUUUGAUCUUCAGAGUUGGCCUAGGGUUUCAGGCCAGUUCUGAAAAUCAAAGGACUAGGCUGAAUUAACUCCUAAACACGGAACCCUGGCCCUAACACUUCCUCUGAGCUCCAGAAACAUGUCAAACUGACAAUUUGAUACUUCCACCCAGAGAUCUCAAAGGUGCCUCUACUUUAAUACAUGAAUUUAACACGUACUCAUCACCCACCCUCAGCUCCUUUCCCAGAACUUAGCAGUUACUAUCCAUCCAGGUGCAGAAUCCAGAAGCCUAAAAGUCAAUCCCUGACACCCAUUCUCUCUCACAUCUUCAUAGCCAACAGACCACCAAGUGGUCAAUUUUAUUUUCUAAAUGUUUUUUACCCUUCUCUUUCUCUCCAUUUCACUACCAUCUCUCCUAAUGCAAGCCACUGUCAUCUUUUACCUGUGCUAUUGCACUGGCUUUCUAACUUAUCUCCUCGCACUCAUUCUUUUCUAAUCCUUAAUCUAUGCUGUAGUAAAAGUGAUCUCUUCAAAAUGCAAAAUUAGUCAUGUCAGAGCCCUACUUAAUCCACUUUGGUAGCCUUCCAUUCCUGGUAGAGCAAUGUUAAAAACCUUACAGGGCCCACAAGUCUGUGCAUAGUCUGACCCAGGCCUAUUCUGCAGCCUGGUUCCCCACCAUGGUUCACCUCCAGCCUCGGGGCCUUCAAACAUUUCUCCUAUCUUAGACCUCUCUACCAUAACCCUAAUGCCUGUCAAGAGGGAACUCGUUAAAUAAACUUUGAUACAUCCACAUGAUAAAGGACUGUGUAGCUAUAUAAAGUAAUGUAAACUGAUGUAAUCUCCAGAAUAUGUUAAAUGGAAAAAAACAAGAUACAAAAGAUGUAUAUGGCAUACUACCUUUUUAUCUUAGAAAAAGGGAUCAUAUGAACUUACAUAUAUAUUUGCUUUUAUUUUUAAUAAAAGAAUAAAAAACUAAGGUAAACCAAUGCAAACCCGGGGAAACCAACACUUACUUUAGUGAGGAGGCGGAGACAGACUAGAAGGGACAGGUAUAAGAGAUGUAGACUUCUCUGAAUUCUGAAGACUUUAUUUUGGUACCAAGUCAAUGUUUUACAUAAUUACAAAACAAAAUACAAUUUUUUUUUUUUUUGCAGUUUUUGGCUGGGGCUGGGUUUGAACCCACCACCUCCGGCAUAUGAGUCUGGCACCCUACUCCUUUGAGCCACAGGCGCCACCCCAAAAUACAAUUUUUUAAUGUAAAAAAGAA